UGCGGGGGGUGACAGGAGAGUGCCCGGCUCCAGGCCCAGGGCGGCCAUGGGGGGAUGGCGGCCGGUGGCCACGAGGCAGUGUGGCAGCGAGGCUGGUCCCAGCACGGCGAGGGACAGCGGAGCACUGCAGUGAGGAACCAAGAUGCUCCUUAAGGAGAGGAUCCACGCUCGGGCCGGGUGACGGAGCGCUGCGGACAAGAGUUCGCCGCUGAGCAGCAAGCCAUGCAGUAGGAGCCCAUGCUUCCCACCGAGGAGUGACCCCGGUGUGUGCCACACAGCCCAGAGUGCUGCAGGACGAGACAGGACAUGCGCCGAAUCAGCUGCCUUCUUUCGGGACUCGCCUUCAUCCUCAGUGCCACCAGCACAGACAGUUUCGCCCGGGUGGGCCGCAGGACCUGCGCUGCGGAGCCGCGGAGCCGCACAGCUGCCCACACCGAGUCCCAUGUGCAGCCCGUGUACCUGCCCUACCUCACCACCUGCCAGGGCCACCGCCUGUGCAGCACCUACAGGACCAUCUAUAAGGUUGCCUACCGGCAGGUGUACAAACAGGUACCUCAGCCUGUGGCCUCGUGCUGUCCUGGGUGGAGCAGAACCAGCAGCUACGAGAUCAACUGCAACACAGCUCUGUGCCAGUUGCCAUGCCAGAAUGGCGGCCGCUGCACGUUCCCUGGAAGAUGUGCCUGCCCGCCCGGCUGGAUGGGGCCUUCCUGCCAGACAGAUGCAGAUGAAUGUGCCAGCCGGAGCCAUGGGUGCAGCCAGCUCUGCGUCAAUACAGCUGGGAGCUUCCAUUGUGCCUGCUGGGAUGGCUUUAGCCUCGCUGCUGAUAACAAGGCAUGCCAGCCCGUGGUGCCAGGCCCUGAGCCAGGAACCUUCAGCCAAGCAGAGCCCUCCAGUGAAAUGAAGGAAGAAAUGAAAGACCUGAAGAACAGAGUAGAAGCACUGGAGCAGAAACUCCAGUUGGUGCUGGCUCCCUUCCACAACCUCAUGCCAUCUGCACCAGAGGACGUUGGCACAGACCCCAUCAGCCGACUGUCCCACUCCCUCCAGCAGCUGGACAGAAUUGACUCCUUGAGCGAGCAGAUCUCCUUCCUGGAGGAGCGGCUGGAGACAUGUUCCUGCAAGAAUGAACUCUAGCUGAGCACCCAAAGAAUCAGAACAGGCAGACUGUAUCUGUACUUGUCUCUCUCUCCAGCCCCAGUCUGGGGCCGAAGACGCAUCAUCUCCAGGAAGACGCAGGGUAGAAUGACAAGGCUGGUUUCCCAUCAGAUUCCCAGUAUUUUCUCUUCCAACUCACCUUACCAAAAGUCAUGAAGUUACUUCCAAACUGGACUUUUAACCCUGAGCAUCUCACCCCACUCCUGCUGGAGAGGCAGAAAAUAAAUGCCUUACCUCAUGCCAUUAGCAGUGCCCGUCUGGCUGCGCCAGAGAUUGGCUCUACACGAA
This is a messenger RNA of Lagopus leucura (white-tailed ptarmigan), 1443 nucleotides long. It is a transcript of the gene EGFL7, whose product is annotated as EGF like domain multiple 7. Gene Ontology annotation, biological process: anatomical structure development. Bases 307 to 1134 code for a protein of 275 amino acids. The transcript has 10 exons. Gene Ontology annotation, cellular component: extracellular region; cell surface. Lineage: Eukaryota; Metazoa; Chordata; Aves; Galliformes; Phasianidae. The record is from RefSeq and is a predicted model, not a curated record. Gene Ontology annotation, molecular function: signaling receptor binding; calcium ion binding.